Rosa rugosa (rugosa rose) is the source of this 2052-nucleotide messenger RNA. Its product is annotated as alpha-1,6-mannosyl-glycoprotein 2-beta-N-acetylglucosaminyltransferase. Gene Ontology annotation, molecular function: alpha-1,6-mannosylglycoprotein 2-beta-N-acetylglucosaminyltransferase activity. Lineage: Eukaryota; Viridiplantae; Streptophyta; Magnoliopsida; Rosales; Rosaceae. The coding region runs from base 551 to 1873 and encodes 440 amino acids. The record is from RefSeq and is a predicted model, not a curated record. Gene Ontology annotation, biological process: oligosaccharide biosynthetic process; protein N-linked glycosylation. Gene Ontology annotation, cellular component: Golgi membrane; Golgi stack. The transcript has a single exon.
CAAAGCCCUGCCUUGAAGUCACCGGCAUUCGAUUUUGAUUGUAACCCGAAACCAAACCCACUGAUCCAUUUUUUACCUCAUUCUACGCAGACAAGUUUUCUACUUUUCAAAGCUUGGAAUUUUCCUUUCUAGUCACCCUCUGUUCCCUCAGUCAAGUCAACUCUGAAAUCCAAACCGUCCAUCUCAAAGACCUCUCGACAUUUCCACCAAUCUGGUGCUCAAAGAUCUGACCUUUACGGCUGCCCAUCUCGCCAUUUCUUCGUAAGAGAACCAAUCACCCAUAAACCCUCAUCUCAUUCCCACUUUGAUUCUGUAAGCUUUGAUUUUUACUUGGCGUUUCGAGUAGAUCAAGUUCUGGGUUGGUUCAAUCUCAGCACAAGCAGACUGUUUUGGAGGUUUUUGCUACUUACCCUUUUGCUAGUUUGAUCUCUUCUCAAUUGGGUUGGUCUCGUUUUUGAAGUUUGAACUCAAAGCUUUGAUCUUUCCCUUUAUCUGGGUUUGUUUGUUCUCCCUGUGAAAUAGCUAUGAAUACUGUGACUGUAACUGUUGUAUGAAACGUGUUUUGCCUGUUGUUGAUUCCAUGGCUUAUAGUAGUACUAGUAAGAAGCACCGUCUGAAAGACGAUGCCUCUUUCCGGCGUUUCGUGCCACUUGUUUCGAUUACAUGUUUAGGAGUUUUCCUGCUGAUCUUCCUGUUAAGAAUGAAUUCAAGUUCGAAUUUUGUGGUACCGUUUUCGGAUGAGUUUGAUGAGGUGUUGUUAAGGAGUUACAAUCGAUCACUUAUUAGCCGAAAACUUAACCUUCCAAAGCAGAAUGAAUUUUCAAUUGAGUUGGAGAAGAGAAAUCAGAUGCCUCCUAGAAAUUUAGAUCUGUAUCCGAGUCUAGCCAAGUAUCAUAUAACUGUUGUUCUUUAUGUACACAACCGGCCACAAUAUCUGAAAGUAGCUGUUGAUAGUAUAUCUCAGGUUGUAGGAAUCAAUGAGACUUUACUGAUAGUUAGCCAUGAUGGGUACUUUGAGGAAAUGAAUAAGAUUGUUGAGGAUAUUAGGUUUUGCCAAGUCAAGCAGAUAUUUGCCCCUUUCUCACCACAUGUCUUUCCCAGUGGCUUUCCGGGAGUGUCACCUGGGGAUUGUAAGGAUAAGGAUGAUGGUGCGGAGAAGCACUGUAAAGGGACUCCUGAUCAGUAUGGGAACCAUCGGUCGCCAAAGAUUGUGUCCUUGAAGCAUCAUUGGUGGUGGAUGAUGAACACGGUGUGGGAUGGAUUGAAUGAGACUAGGAAUCACAAUGGUCAUAUUCUUUUCAUAGAGGAAGACCACUUUCUGUAUCCCAAUGCCUAUCAGAACUUGAAGAUACUGACAGCACUGAAGCCUCAAAAAUGCCCCCAUUGCUAUGCCGCUAAUUUGGCACCUUGUGAUGUGAAUGCCAGGGGAGAAGGUUGGGAUAGUUUGAUUGCAGAGAGAAUGGGGAAUGUGGGCUAUACAUUUAACCGUACUGUUUGGAGGAAGAUCCAUAAGAAGACCAACAAAUUCUGUUUCUUUGAUGAUUACAAUUGGGAUAUAACAAUGUGGGCAACGGUCUAUCCCUCAUUUGGUAAUCCUGUUUUCACGUUACGAGGGCCUAGGACAAGCGCAGUGCACUUCGGAAAGUGUGGUUUGCACCAGGGCCAGGAGGGUGAGAAAGCAUGCAUUGAUAAUGGCGUGGUGAACUUUCAAGUGGAGGAUGUAGACAAGGUUGCAAACAUCAAUUCAGACUGGGAAGUGCGAGUCUUUGAGAAUCAGCCCGGGUAUAAAGCUGGGUUCAAGGGUUGGGGAGGCUGGGGGGACAAGCGAGACCAUCAGUUGUGCUUGAAUUUUGCUCAGAUGUAUCAUUUAUAGAUAAUACACAUUGAUUCUUCUCCAUCUUAUUCCUCCAAACUGUUGUAACCAGUAAGAUCUGGAUUUCUUUUUGUUGAGUGAUUGAUCAAUGACAUAAGUAGCUGUUAGAUGAUUGUAUUAUCUUACUCAUGUUUUCAUUUGUUUCUAUAUAAUCUUGCAAUCAUAUUUUACAAGCUUCA